Molecule: messenger RNA, 1234 nt
Organism: Symbiodinium pilosum
Lineage: Eukaryota; Dinophyceae; Suessiales; Symbiodiniaceae
Source: the annotation of a GenBank genome assembly
AUGACCCAGCUCAGAGAUUGCCUUGCCCAGAUCUACUUCACUGGAAACAUGCUUUCGAAGUACGAGGCUGUCACUGAGUCCCUGAAGGACGUGAUCAAUACCGACGGUGACAACGAAGAGACCUGGGAAAAGUUCGACACACACUUCACGAAGUUUUUGAACAUGUCCUGGGCCACGAACUGGGACGGCACCAAGUAUGACAUUAUCUUUUAUGGUGUCUCUGGCUACACCGGUUAUCUCAUGAUACAGUACCUGAAAAAAACGGCGCUGAAGCGGAAUCCGGAGCCAUUUACGUUCGCCCUGGCCGGGCGGACGGCUAACAAGGUUCGUGAGCUACGAGAUCGGGAGUUCAUUGGAACUGAGUGGGAGGACACGCCAAUCAUUCAGGCAUCCUAUGAUGACGUCUUCUCUCUGAUGGACUUGUGCCGAAGCGCCUACGUGAUUGUCAACGUGGCCGGCCCGUACAUGCUGACGCAGGGUGAGCUCCUCCUGGAUUGCUGCUGCCGCUGUGGCACUGACUACUGCGAUGUCAGCGGAGAGAUUCCUUGGUCACACCGGACCUUGGCUCUCCAUGAGCAAGCUCGCAAGAGCGGGGCCACGCUCAUCCCGAGUGCUGCCGUGGCAGGGGGCUAUCCCGACAUCCUCACCUUCUUGUGCGCCAAGAAGCUGAGGGAGGAGCACGGUGAGGAACUCCGGCGGGCAGCAUGCUACGCUAUUGGCGGUGGCAGCGUUGCUGGGGCGUCCGGCGGUACCUUGGCGAGUCGUGGUGCCAUGAGCAGUGCCAGUGACGAGACCCGAAAGUUGAUGGCAGAUCCUUACGCGCUCGGAGGCUUCAUACCUUCUUUCGACAGGAAUGGCAUCAAGGAGAUGAAUAUCCAAAACGGCACCGGCAAGGUUACUCACAAGAUCCGAAAAGAGGAUGCUGAUGCCAUUCUUUCGAAGGUCUCGCAGUGCCCAUACACAGGAACAUGGCGAGCUCCUUGGAUGUACUCCUACUUCGACACGCGUAUCCUUCGCCGCACAAAUGCGCUCUUCGCAGACCUUGCCGGCCAGCCGUACGGCAAGGAGUUCAACUUCCAGGAGUUUAUGCGGCUGCCACCAGAGAUGAUUGCGCAGGGCCAGGCCGGUGGCGGUGGUGGCGGCGGCAGCAGUGCCCCUCCGCCCAAGCCUUCGGGGCCCUCCGUCAGCGGUGAGAAGGAAGCUCUGAUUGAGCAGGGCAAGUACUUCAAGCAAG